AUGAGUGCAUUUGGAGGCAAGCGCAAGGCGCGAAAGAUCACAGUACAGGAUGAUGAAGACGAAAGCCCUCCCGUCGCGUCAUUAAACCCACCGGCCGAGCCCCAAGAACCAGCAUUGCAAGCAUCGUUCAAGACGAGCCGAAAACCGUUCAAGCAGUCCUCUCUCCGGAAGAGCAUAAACGUUAGCGAUGAGGCGCCCGCCGCCGAGGACCCAAGCACAGCAACGCACCCAAAAGAUGAACCAGAAGACACCGAAGAUGGCGGCGCACCGCUACGGAUCCGUCCAUCAAUAGGGAGAACGGUGUCUACCAAAUCUAAGAAGCGACAGUCGGCCUCGCGCCUCUCCUUCGGGCCCAGCGAGACCACGGGCGACGACGAUGCGAUGGUACUAGGGGAGGAGGUAUUCACGCCGAAGAAAGCCACUCUAGGGGCCUCGGCGACGGAGAACAGCGCCUACAAGAAGGGCAUCUCGAAGAACCUGCCCCUCAACCGACUGCCCAUGCGCUCCAUAGACUCGGACGACAACCGCCCGCGGUAUAGCAAGGAAUACCUCUCCGAACUACAGUCAUCCACCCCGAACACCCCACAGAACAUAUCAAGACUCCAGCCCGCGUCCGACGACGAGAUGUCCCUCGACCCGUCGGAGCUAGAGGGCGCCAUGGUCGUCGACACCAUGACCGCGGCGCCAUCGAACACAGCAGUGCUGACCGAAGCCCAGGUCCGAGAGAAGAAGGAGCGGCGCGCGCGCCUAGCCAAGCACGGCGGGCGGGACACAGACGACUUCAUCUCGCUGUCGGACGACGAGCGCGACGCGGGGGACUCAUACCUCAGCGUGCUCUCGCGCAAGACCCACCACACUGCCGUCAUCAGCAACGGCAGCAAGCCGAAGAAGUCCUCCGACACGCGCCUGAUAGCCGAAGACGAGGAUCUAGGCGAGGGCUACGACGACUUUGUCGAGGACGGCGGACUAUCCCUAGGCAAGAAGGCUGAGCGCGAGGCCCGUCGCCGCCAGCGCGCCGAGAUGGCGUCGCUGAUCACGACGGCCGAGGGAGGCGCCUCGGAUCACGAGUCCGACGACUCGGAGGCGGAGCGCCUGGCCGCGUACGAGGCCGCGCAGACGCGCGCGGGCAUGGACGGGCUGGCCGAGGAGCGCGAGCAGCAGCGGCGGCGGCUCGGCGGCGGCGCCGAGGGCGUGGUGCAGGUGCCGCCCCGGAUCACGUCGCUGCCGGACCUGAGCGUGCUGGUACAGGAGUUCAAGGCGCAGAUGCGGCGGAAGGAGGAGGAGUUGGGCCGCAUGCGGGCGCGCAUCGAGGAACUGAGAGUGGAACGGGAGGGCGUGCUGCAGAGGGAGCCCGAGGUGCAGAGGCUGCUGAAUGAGGCGGGCGAGCGGUAUAAGGCCCUGAUGAUGCCGGGCACCAGCACACCUGGGGUUCCUGGUGAUGGGGAUGUUGGUGGAGGGAAUGCCGAAGACAAUGUAGCCUCGGCGAAGUCGCUGUUGGACCAGGUUAGGGGAAGCGGUGGUGAUACACCGCGGGGCGAAAGGGGUUUGGAGAGCCUAGGGACGACGCCGGUGAGGCCGCCGCAGAUGGAAGUAUGA
Messenger RNA from Anthostomella pinea, 1596 nucleotides. The record is from the annotation of a GenBank genome assembly. Lineage: Eukaryota; Fungi; Ascomycota; Sordariomycetes; Xylariales; Xylariaceae.